AUGUCUUCAACCAACAAGCGCAAGAGGGAUCCAGCUGAUGAAUUGAUUUGUCCCAUCACUUUAGAAUUGCCUUGGGACCCUGUCACAGCAGAGGAUGGACGUAUCUAUGAUCGAAUUUCCAUUGAGACCCAUAUCAACAACCACCCCAGAGGCCUCAAAUCACCAAUCACCAACAAGAAGAUGGGCAAGAAGCUGUUUCCUGCCAUCCAGCACCGCAACACCAUUGAGAUAUUGGUAGAGAAUGGCGUCAUUGUUGGAGAUCUGGCUGCCAAGUGGGAGGAAAAGGCGGCAGUGGAAGAGUUGUUGAACAACGCAGAGGCAGGUGAUUCGCGUGCCAUGUAUAGCUUAGGAAAGAAUUAUGCACAUGGCCACAAUGGUUUCAAGAAAGAUAGGAAACUUGCAUUUCAGUGGUACAAGAGGGCCCAUGAAGCUGGGAAUGUGUAUGGAACGGCAUUGACAGGCGUGUAUUUAUUGAAUGGUUGGGGUACCCCAAAGCGUGAAAGGCUCGGAUUUAUCCAUGUGUCUGCUGCUGCAACCCAAGGAUCAAACAAUGCAGCCUAUCAUUUGGGCAUGGCAUUUGCCAAUGGAUACCAUGGCUUGCAUGUGGAUAAAGCACUGGCCAUCUCCUGGCUAGAAAAGGCUGUUGAGGACUGUCCUUAUCCCGAUUUGAUAUAUGAACGCACAGAGCAAGCCCGACAGAAGUUAGCUGAGCUCAAAUCUUCAUAG
Messenger RNA from Seminavis robusta, 726 nucleotides. The record is from the annotation of a GenBank genome assembly. Lineage: Eukaryota; Bacillariophyta; Bacillariophyceae; Naviculales; Naviculaceae.